GGGAGAAGGCCGGGGAGCCGGAAGUAAACAUCGGCGGCUGGGUUUACUGGUCUGUCGGCGCGCGGUUGCGUGGGGAGCUCCCGACUGGGGUCUAUUUAAGUCAAGCAGGCCUCAAACUCAUUAUGUAGCCCCAGACAAGCCUGAAACUCCCCAUUCUCCUGCUCCAGCCUCCUGAGGACCAGGAUUGUGUGUACCACCUACCUGACACAUUCUAUUGUUUUAAUAUAGAAGCCAGUUCACCAUGUCGUCGGCAGCUGUGGAUUCAGUUAAUGCCACGCCCCUGUCGGGGUCCAAAGAACUGAGUUUAGAGGAACCAAAGAAGAUGACUCGAGAGGACUGGAGGAAGAAGAAGGAGCUAGAGGAACAGCGGAAGCUGGGUAAUGCUCCUGCAGAAGUGGAUGAAGAAGGAAAAGAUAUCAAUCCACACAUCCCUCAGUAUAUUUCUUCAGUACCAUGGUACAUCGAUCCAUCGAAAAGACCCACCUUAAAGCACCAGAGGCCACAACCCGAGAAACAGAAGCAGUUCAGUUCAUCUGGAGAAUGGUACAAGAGGGGCGUAAAAGAGAAUUCCAUAACCACCAAGUACCGCAAAGGCGCCUGCGAGAACUGCGGGGCCAUGACGCACAAGAAGAAGGACUGCUUUGAGAGACCCAGACGAGUUGGGGCCAAGUUUACUGGGACUAACAUAGCGCCAGAUGAGCACGUCCAGCCUCAGCUCACAUUUGACUAUGACGGGAAGAGAGAUCGCUGGAACGGCUACAAUCCAGAGGAACACAUGAAAAUCGUGGAAGAGUACGCCAAAGUUGACCUGGCAAAACGAACGCUGAAAGCCCAGAAAUUACAAGAAGAAUUAGCCUCAGGAAAAUUAGUGGAACAGGCUAAUUCUCCAAAACAUCAGUGGGGAGAAGAGGAACCAAAUUCUCAGACGGAAAAAGAUCACAACAGUGAAGAUGAGGAUGAAGAUAAAUAUGCAGAUGAUAUUGACAUGCCUGGACAGAAUUUUGACUCUAAGAGGCGAAUUACAGUCCGGAACCUAAGGAUUCGAGAAGAUAUUGCAAAAUAUUUGAGAAAUUUAGAUCCAAAUUCUGCCUACUAUGAUCCCAAAACUAGAGCGAUGAGAGAAAAUCCCUACGCCAAUGCAGGGAAGAAUCCAGAUGAAGUGAGUUAUGCAGGCGAUAACUUCGUCAGAUACACAGGAGAUACCAUUUCCAUGGCUCAGACACAGUUGUUUGCCUGGGAGGCGUAUGACAAGGGCUCGGAGGUGCACCUGCAGGCAGAUCCCACGAAGCUGGAGCUGUUGUAUAAAUCCUUCAAAGUCAAGAAGGAAGACUUCAAAGAACAGCAGAAAGAAAGCAUCCUGGAAAAGUAUGGUGGCCAAGAACAUCUGGAUGCUCCUCCAGCUGAGUUGCUCUUAGCCCAGACGGAAGACUACGUGGAGUACUCACGGCAUGGGGCGGUCAUCAAGGGGCAGGAGCGGGCCGUGGCCUGCUCCAAGUAUGAAGAGGACGUGAAGAUCCACAACCACACGCACAUUUGGGGAUCUUACUGGAAAGAAGGCCGAUGGGGAUACAAAUGCUGUCACUCAUUCUUCAAGUAUUCCUACUGCACUGGAGAAGCUGGGAAGGAGACUGCUAACGCCGAGGAGUGCGUGCUAAGUGAUGAGACUGGCAAAGAGUCGGUGAAGAAACCACAGACGCUCGUGGAGAUGCACCAAGAAAAACUAAAGGAAGAGAAGAAGAAGAAGAAAAAGAAGAAGAAGCACCGGAAGAGCAGCUCUGACAGCGAUGACGAAGAGAAGAAACAGGAGAAGCUGAAGAAGGCACUGAACGCCGAGGAGGCCCGCCUACUCCAUGUCAAGGAGAUCUUACAAAUUGACGAGAGAAAGCGGCCAUACAACAGUGUCUAUGAAACUCGAGAGCCCACGGAGGAGGAAAUGGAGGCCUACAGAAUGAAACGUCAGAGGCCAGAUGACCCCAUGGCCUCUUUCCUGGGCCAGCAGUAACUAGCCGGGGGAGGUAGUCCAGGGUUCAGUCCAGCAUGCACCGCAACCUCAUAGAUAGAAAAACCGUGACCUGUCCCUUGGGGCCUGACUUCAAUAAAGCUUUCAGAAGUCUCAAAGUAAUCUCAUUCCUUUCCACAGUAAGAAACAAAAGGAAGGGAUUGGAGAUAGUGGUGUGGAAAGAAGCAUUGGCACCCUCUCAAGUGUCUUCUGAGAGCUGAGUGUGGUGGUGCAUGCUUGUAAUUCUGAUACUACAGAGCUUGAGGUAGGGGAACUGAAAGUUCAAAGCCAGCCUGGGCCACAUAGGGAGACCCUCUCUCAAAAAAGCAAAAACAAACCAGGCGCUGGU
This is a messenger RNA of Dipodomys spectabilis (banner-tailed kangaroo rat), 2348 nucleotides long. It is a transcript of the gene Slu7, whose product is annotated as SLU7 homolog, splicing factor. The record is from RefSeq and is a predicted model, not a curated record. Gene Ontology annotation, biological process: mRNA splicing, via spliceosome. The coding region runs from base 242 to 2002 and encodes 586 amino acids. Gene Ontology annotation, molecular function: pre-mRNA 3'-splice site binding. Gene Ontology annotation, cellular component: spliceosomal complex. Lineage: Eukaryota; Metazoa; Chordata; Mammalia; Rodentia; Heteromyidae. The transcript has 17 exons.